UCUCAUCUGCAAACCCACCGUAUAUGAGCCACUCUCAUCUAUCGCAAGGGAUCUCCGAUCAUUUUGGUCUCUAUUACCACACCCAUAGAGCGUUCUCCUUCUCAAUAGCUCUCUCCCUCCCCAUCAUGGCCUGUCCACUCACUGUCAGCAAAUUCGUGGGCACUGUCUCCCUCGGCCUUCUAACCGGCCUCUCCUACUCCGCCUCAACCGUAACCAUCCCAUCUCUAUCCCUCCUGCCCACCUCCGCCAACGCAUCCCGCUCCCUCCGCGAAGUAAAGCGCCUGAACCGCAAACAUGGGCUCCGUCUAACCAACCUCGCCAAUGGCUGCCUCCUCUUCGCAUACUGCGCCUCCCCGAAACACCGCAAACACCCGUACCUGAUGUGGAUGGUCGCCACUUCCAUUAUGGGCACCUAUGGCGCGGACUACUUCUUCCACCGGUCGAUGGGCUUCAAGGCGUGGGUCCAGAGUUUCGUCCAGGACGUCGGCUGCGCAUCGUUCUGUCGCAAGAACACCCAGAAGAAGGAAGAGGAUCUUGUCGUCGUGGAGGCUGAGGAGAAUGUGAACGGCGAGAGUGUGCAGCGGGAGAUGGAUACGGAGCGGAGGUUCCAGUGCGUGCGCGCUGUUUUCUCGGGCCUUGCGCUUGCGAUGGGUAUUGUUGGACUUUGGGGGGAUAGAAAAUAGAUGGGAAGGGUUUGGUUUGUUUGCAUGGCCAUUGGGGGUUCUUUUUUCAUUUGUUAACCUUCUGACUUUGAUGGUGGUUUUGUAUACCUGGGAAGCGGUGUAUCUCCUCUCCGUUUUUUGUUUCUUCUUUGGUUCGGGGCGAUAACUCUAUAAUGUAUGUUAUGUAUAUUGACAGCGCA
Messenger RNA from Aspergillus nomiae NRRL 13137, 862 nucleotides. RefSeq lists its product as uncharacterized. NCBI's taxonomy places the organism in Eukaryota, Fungi, Ascomycota, Eurotiomycetes, Eurotiales, Aspergillaceae. Gene Ontology annotation, biological process: autophagy of mitochondrion. The coding region runs from base 24 to 683 and encodes 219 amino acids. The record is from RefSeq and is a predicted model, not a curated record. Gene Ontology annotation, cellular component: mitochondrion. The transcript is spliced from 2 exons.